Messenger RNA from Benincasa hispida (wax gourd), 1329 nucleotides. Its product is annotated as isoflavone 3'-O-methyltransferase 4-like. Gene Ontology annotation, molecular function: protein dimerization activity; O-methyltransferase activity. NCBI's taxonomy places the organism in Eukaryota, Viridiplantae, Streptophyta, Magnoliopsida, Cucurbitales, Cucurbitaceae. The record is from RefSeq and is a predicted model, not a curated record.
UCAAGAACCAAAUUGAGAAUAGAAUAAUGCCACCGUUCUUUUUCUUUUUCUGUUUUGCCCUUCCCAUAUAAUAAGCUAAAAAUUUUUGUUGGGAUGCGAAACAACCAACAAAACAAUUCUAUUGCCUUUUCCAACGCUACCCCAUUCCCCAACUCCAUCCACCAAAAAAGUUUCCACAGCCUCGUAACUUCCCUCUUCAUCACACAGCUCCGGCUAGAAAUGGCUUCCAAGGCAGAGGAAACACCCAUCACUUCCUCCGACAACGACGCCGUCCUAGAACAACAACAUUACGCUUAUGCCGCGCAGCUUGUUACCUUAUCCGUUCUGCCGAUGACACUCCAAGCAGUGUUCGAGCUCGGCGUGUUUGAGAUCUUGGCAAAGGCUGGGGACGGGGCCGAGCUCUCCCCGGCAGACAUAGCGGCUGAGAUAACCACGAAAAACCCAGAUGCGGCGUUGAUGAUUGACCGGAUGUUGUGGCUUCUGGCGAGCCACUCGGUGGUGGGAUUCUCUGUGGGGUUUGAUGAAGAUGGGAAAACGCAAAGACUUUAUAGCCUUACGCCGGUUUCUAAGUAUUAUGUUCGUAACGAGGAUGGUGUCUCAUUGGGUCCAACUUUAUCGUUGAUUCAAGAUAAAGUUUUUCUCCAUAGCUGGAGUGAGCUAAAGCAUGCUGUCAUUGAAGGAGGAGUUCCUUUCAAUAGAGCUCAUGGGGGAGUCCAUGCCUUUGAAUACCCUGGCUUGGAUCCAAGAUUUAACCAAGUGUUCAACACUGGAAUGCUAAAUCACACCACUAUGUGUAUCAAGAAACUUGUCAAAACCUACAAUGGUUUUGCAAAUAUCGAGCAACUAGUUGAUGUUGGUGGCGGCCUUGGGGUCACUCUUCAAAUCAUCACUUCUACUUAUCCUUCUAUCAAAGGCAUCAACUUUGACUUACCUCAUGUCAUUCGCGAUGCCCCUUCCUAUCCUGGUGUGGAACAUGUGGGAGGAGACAUGUUUCAAAAAGUUCCAAAUGGAGAUGUUGUUUUCAUGAAGUGGAUACUUCAUGAUUGGAGCGACGAUCAUUGUAUAAAGUUGUUAAAAAAUUGUUACGUUGCGAUCCCAAAUGAUGGAAAGGUAAUCGUAGUGGACUCGGUGGUUCCAACAAUACCUGAAACUACGAAUGUAACAAAGUCCAUUGCUCAAGGUGAUGUGCUUAUGAUGACUCAAAAUCCAGGAGGAAAGGAACGAACUCGAGAUGAAUUUAAGGCUAUCGCAAUCAAAGCUGGGUUUAAACAUAUCAUAUUUCAGUGUUUUGUAUCUAAUCUUUGGGUUAUAGAGUUUCUUAAAAAUUAA